CUGUGUUUAUUUUCUUCAGUGGUAGAGCCUAGGUAACGAGUGAUCUUGCAGGAACGUCAGGAUGAGGCUGAGUCACCAUGAUGAUGUUGGUGCUUGUGAUGUUGAUGCUAAAUUCCACACUGGACAAGCCAGAGGGUGGAAUAAGAAUACAGUGCAGUGCAUCAAACAGAAGGUGGAGUGCACCAGGACUUCUCGCAAAUGUACUAAGUUCAUUUUAGGCAUGUGCAUAGUUUUGAUGCUGCUCUUGACGUCUGUGAGUGCCGUCUCAGGCAAGAAAGAUGACGUUAUUCAGGAUGUGACAGCCAAGCAGUUGGAUGACAUGCUGGAAGAGAGUGAUUACGUUGCCGUCUAUUGGUACAAGCGGAGUUGCCCGAUCUGCGACAAGGUGCUGGCCGAGCUCGAGGACAUCGAUGACGACACAGCGCGCUUCGGCGUCCAUCUCGUCAAGAUCGCAGACAAGAAACUUGCCCGCAGCCACGGCGUCAAGAACUUCCCCGCCCUCACCUACUUCAGGAACUCUGAGCCCAUCCACUACGAAGGAGACUUGAUGGACGAAGGCAGCGUUCUAGAGUUCCUGACGAGCCUCGAGGCCAUGGAACUGCCCGACCAGAUCGAGGAGGUCAACGCCAAGAUCCUCGACAAGGUAGUCGAGGAGCAGGAGUAUGUCGCCGUCCUCUUCUACAAGAGCGACUGCCGCAAGUGUGUGAAGGUGUUGGCGGAACUCGAGAACAUCGACGACGACGCCGACCAGCUCGGUAUCGCCUUCGUCAAGCUCAACGAUCCCGACCUCGCUGACGAGUACUCGCUCGGCACACUCCCCGCCCUCGUCUACUACAGACGAAGGAUCCCUGUCGUCUUCGACGGGGACCUGAUGAACGAAGACAAGGUGCUGGAGUGGCUGCUGGAGAGCAAGAGCACCGGGGACGAUGACGAGGUCAUAGAGGAGGUCACCGUAGGGCUGCUCAACAGCCUCAUCGACAGCAUGGACUCCCUUGCUGUCGUCUUCUACGACCGAAACGAGGUGGACGACAAGGAGAUCUUGGCUGAGUUGGAGAACGUGGAUGACGAGCUCAACAAAGAAGGCAUCCACGUCGUCAAGAUUUGUGACGAAUCUGCGGCCAAGGAGUACGGCAUCGAGGAGACGCCGGCACUCGUCUACUUCGAACACGAGAUCCCGUCCCUGUACGACGGUGACCUGCGUAAGGAGGAGGAGGUGCUGGCGUGGCUCGUCGAGCAGCUUCACACCGACGAGAUCGAGGACGUCACUGACGAGAUGCUCGACAAACUCAUCCGCGAGAGCGCCCACCUCGCCGUGCUCUUCUACGACGAAGACGAAGCAGAGUCGGACUUGGUUCUCUCCGAGCUGGAGAACAUCGACGACGAGUGCGACGCGCACGGCAUCACCUUCGUCAAAAUCGACGACGACCAAGAAGCUCAGGAGUACGGCCUUGACAACGUCCCUGCGCUCGUCUACUUCGAGAAGGGCGUGCCGUCUGUGUACGUUGGGAGCCUGCUGAAGGAGGACGAGUUGCUCGCUUGGCUCGUCCACCAAAUAUCCAACGACGAGAUCGAGGACGUCACCGACCAGAUGCUUGACAAGCUCAUCGUCCAGGCCGAGCAUCUCGCCGUCCUUUUCUACGACCGCGAGCAGCGCAAGAGCAAGAAGGUGCUGGCUGAGCUGGAGUCCAUCGACGACGAGUGUGACGCCAAAGGCAUCAUGUUCGUGAAAAUUAAUGACCCUGACGAGGCCAAGGAGUACGGACUCGAUGUCAUCCCUGCCCUCGUCUACUUCGAGAGUGAAAUUCCAUACAUAUAUGAAGGUGACCUCAUGAAGGAGGAGGAGGUCCUGAAGUGGCUCUUCCACCACGUCGAGGAGGAGGAGAUCGCCGAGGUCACCGACGAGAUGCUCGACAAGCUCAUCGCCAGUGAGCCCUACCUCGCCGUGCUCUUCUACGAUCGGUCUGACGACGAAGACCACGAGAUCCUCGAGGAGCUGGAGAACAUCGACGAUGACUGCGAGCAGGCGGGUGUGCCCUUCGUCAAGAUGGCCGACGCCAAGGAAGCCAAGGAAUAUGGCAUCGACGAGCUCCCCGCCCUGGUCUACUUCGAGAACAGGAUUCCCAGCAUCUUUGAGGGCGAGCUCUCAGACGAGCAGGCGGUGCUCAUGUGGCUGCUGAAGCAGAGAUCAACGGACACCAUCGAGGAGGUCACGGACGAGAUACUCGAUGACCUCAUCGCUAAUUUUGAAUACGUUGUCGUUUACUUCAGCGGGGAGUGUGACGAAGGCCAGCGCUGCGACAACAUCCUCGACGAGCUCGAGAAGAUCGACGAUGAGACCGACGACCACGGCAUGCACUUCGUCACCACAGAGGACGUGGACCUGGCGCAGCAGUACGGCAUCACGGAGUUCCCCGCCCUCGUCCUCUUCAGGAACGGAGAGGCGCUCGUAUACAAAGGGAACCUGAAGGACGAGCAGAAGGUCCUAGGUUGGCUCACCGACGAAGACACGCUCGAGAUCCCCAACAAAAUCGAGGAGGUCAACGAACGCAUGCUGGAGCGCCUGCUCAACGUCUCCUCGAACCUCGUGGUCUUCUUCUAUGAUGAUGCUGAUAAAUACAGUCGCAAGAUCUUGGUAGAGUUGGAGAACAUAGACGAUGAGUGCGAUGACGUGGGCAUAGACUUCGUCAAGAUCAGCGACGAAGGUGCAGCUGGACGCCACGACCUCAAAGACCUGCCGGUGCUUGUUUUCUACAGCAACAGGUUCCCCCAGAUUUACGAAGGCGACCUGCUGAACGAGGAGGCGCUGCUGGAGUGGCUCUUGGACAGCAAGGACCGCGGGCCUUCCUCCGUCAUCGAGGAGGUGGACGGGGCAAUGCUGCAGAGCCUCACGGAGAACUUCGAAUAUCUUGUAGUUUACUUCUACGAUGACAACUGCCCGACGUGCGAGACGGUCUUGGCGGAGCUGGAGACGAUAGAUGACGAGACCGACGAAGCAGGCAUUCAGUUCGUGAAGACCGGAGAUGUGAAGGCGGCCCAGCAGCUGGGCAUCACACACCUGCCCGCUCUCGUGUACUUCGAGGCAGGCGUGCCCUCCAUCUAUGAUGGAGACAUCACGGCUGAGGAGAACGUGCUGGCGUGGCUCAUCCAACAGAAGCAUGAAGACACCAUCGAGAACAUCAACAGGCAGCUGCUCUACUCCCUCAUCGACUCUCAAGACUACCUCGCCGUUUACUUUUUUAACGACGAGAACGAAGAAUGCGCCAAGGUACUCAAGACGCUGGAAAAGAUCGACGACGAUGCCUCUGACUUCGGCGUGCAUCUCGUCAAGAUGAACGAUCGCCUCAUGGCCAAGAAAUAUGGCUUCCGGAACCCCCCUGGCUUGGUCUACUUCAGGAAGGGCAAGCACAUCAAGUACGAAGGGGACCUAUACGACGAGGAAGACGUGCUUGAUUGGCUUACGGCGCCAGAGAACAUGGAGCUCAAUGACGCCAUCGAAAAGGUCAACCGUAAAAUGUUCGAGAGGAUAAAGGAUGCCAAGGAAUAUCUGGCCGUCUUCUUUUACACAGAAGUGGGCUGCAAGCAGUGCCAGAAAGUUCUGGCAGAACUCGAGAACAUCGACGAUGAAGCUGACGCAAACGGCAUCGACUUCGUCAAGCUGGACGACUUCCAGGCGAGUUCAGUGGGACGAAGAAGUAACACGUCACAGUUGGCGCGGGAGGUUGGCGUGUACGCUCUGCCAGCCAUCGUUUUCUACAGAGCUGGGGCUGACCAGCCUGUCAUCUACGCCGGGGGAGACUUGAGGAACGAAGAAGCGCUCCUCAAUUGGCUGUUAACUGAGAAGAAUCCCGCAGCGGACUUCAUUGAAGAUCUCGACGGAGAUACUCUACUCAGAGUCAUAAAAGACUCCGACGCCAUUGCCGUGUAUUUCUAUUCCGAAGACGCAAAGGCGUGCGUAAACUGCACGGCGGUGCUGGCUAAGCUGGAAAACAUCGAUGACGACACGGACAGGCUGGGCGUAAAAUUCGUCAAGACACAAGAGCAGGCCAUGGCCGAGCGCUACGGCGUGGGCGCCCUGCCAGCGCUGCUAUACUUUGAGCAUCAGAUCCCCACUGUCUUUGACGGCGACCUGAUGGCGGAAGAGGAGGUCCUGCAGUGGCUGAUCCUGCAGAAGACGGAAGACAGAAUAGAGACCGUCAACCGCAACAUGCUGGAGGUCAUGCUCAGUGACACGCAGUACCUCGCGGUCUUCUUCUACAAGCCGGCGUGCAAGGCGUGUGACUUGGUGCUGAGCGAGCUGGAGAACAUAGACGACGAGUGCGACAAUUAUGGCAUCCACAUGGUCAAGAUCCAGGACCCUCAGCUGGCCAAGCGCUAUGGCAUCAAGACGCUUCCUGCACUCAUCUACUUCCGCAACGGCAACCCUCUAAUUUUCGAGGGUGAUAUCUCAAUAGAAUCAAGCGUGUACGAGUGGCUCAUAGACGAAGACAACAGAGAGCUAUUCGGCAAAGUCGAGAGCGUCAACCGCAACAUGCUUCUGAAAAUGCUAGACUCUAAUCCUUUCGUAGCGGUCGUGUUCACCAACGACGACGACUGCGUGGACUGUGAACAAGUCCUGCGUGAGCUCGAGAACAUCGACGAGCAGGUCGACCAGUUCGGCAUCGACUUCGUGAAAAUUAACGAUCCUGAGGCGGCGCAGCGCUUUAACGUCCUCCACACUCCCGCCCUCGUCUACUUCAGGAAAAAAAUUCCUCUAGUCUACGACGGAGACCUGCUGGACGAGGACAAAGUGUGCGCCUGGCUCACGUCUCAAGAAGCUUUCGAAAUUAAAGAUGAGAUUGAAGAAGUCAACCGCAAGAUGCUGGAGAAAUUGCUCGGGGAGAACGAUUUUGUUGCUGUCUAUUUUUAUCAGAACGAUUGCUUCCGGUGCGAUGAGGUGCUGGCGCAGCUCGAGAACAUCGACGACGAUGCGGACUCCCUGGACAUCACCUUCGUCAAGAUCCGCGACACAAGAUACGCUAAGAAGUACGGGCUCACCAAACUGCCUGCGCUCGCAUACUUCCGUAAACGCUUCCCCAGCAUAUACAGAGGUGACCUGAUGGCAGAACAAGAGGUGCUCGAGUGGCUGCAGAAGAAUCGGUUCCGACAUCCUGAACUGAACUUGUUCAUGUACGCCACGGUGGCUAUCACCAUCAUGUUCAUCAUGUACACCCUCUUCCUCAUGUUCUGCUUCAGACCAUCUCACGCCAAGACUGCAUGACGACUUUUUUUCUCGCCUUUAGAGUUGCUUCUGUGCAGUUUCGUAUCGUUUAUAUUCCCAAGUACGGACAUUAGGUUUAGGAAAAAUUACUAAAUACUAGGUUUCACACAUGUGGAUAUUCGACACAAUAAAAUAAUCAUUAAAAUUACACCAUAUGCUUCUGUACAGUGAAUAGAUAUUAUCAGUCAGAUUGAGCAAAAUUAGAACAGUGUUUAUAUUUUAAAAAUUUUUUAUCUUCUUUUCUCUUAAAAUCCGAUUACGGUCCUCUGCUGCUAUGAAUUAUUCACCCUGCUAUGAAUUGGAAAAAACAUAGGUGCACGAGACAAAUGACUACAUGACUACAUUUAUCUUCAGUCCUACUUAUCAAAUUAGAGAUAGUAUUUAUCUAUGAAAUACUAAACGUGCGCUUGUAAUUCAUCAAGCCGUAAAAACUUGCGGCUUCAUAUCAAUGAUUUUCUCGCCCAUCAUAGAAGUUACGUCUGGCUGGUUGAGUUUCUUUCGCUCACCAUUUAAUUUGAUAAAUUUCCUAUCGUCCAAAUUAUUAUUAGACGAUAAAACUGAUGUUCAAGUGGUUGCAGAUGAUGCUCAGCAAAGAAAUAUUUCUUUACUUUUGAUCACUCGAUUAUUAUCUGCCGUUCGUCUAUCGUUGUGGGUUUCUCGCAUAACUUUCUUCGCUUCCCUGAAUGCAGCUGUAUUUAUACAAAAUACCUACGACUUCCAUCAAUUGAGCUGACGUCCUACCUGUGGCCGGAUGAAACUACGAGCAGCUACGGUCACUGCCUCGGCCUAGAAUUAUGUUAACUAUGUUUAAUUACGACCCUUCUGAGCGAAUUAUCACCAAAAACCCACCACCUCCAUUUGCGAUAGUUUCUUUUCUGUACUGUGUAGACAUUAAGACUCAUGCUCAUGACUAUAGACAUGUAACAACAUUUGUAUCGAGAUGUAGC
Messenger RNA from Hyalella azteca, 6204 nucleotides. RefSeq lists its product as uncharacterized. NCBI's taxonomy places the organism in Eukaryota, Metazoa, Arthropoda, Malacostraca, Amphipoda, Hyalellidae. The record is from RefSeq and is a predicted model, not a curated record. The coding region runs from base 62 to 5257 and encodes 1731 amino acids. The transcript is spliced from 34 exons.